AUGGCAACCUCUGCCGAAACACCCGCAGUAAAUACUGCUACACUCAUCAAGAAAUUGUUCACACUAUUGAAUAGAUUAUGGCCCGGAGAGUGCUUUACAGAAGAUCCUUUCGAUCAAUUUCAAAGUUAUCUCCAUAAGUUUCUGUACGGUGACAACAUAGAAUUGGACGAUACAGAAAACCCCAAAGUGCUUUUAACACAUGAAAAUGUUUCCGACAAUUUGAGAAAUUAUGUCGCUGGGAAUUUCAUGAGAGCUGAAUUAUUUAACAAUAAAAGAGGCGUUCACCUCCCUCCGCUAGAACUAGUGCAUCGUGGACAUUCUGAAUUAAAUAUAACGAGAGAUUUCAUGCAGACGGCUGUUAAUGCAUUCGCCAUCUUUCUUUAUGGCACUCUUUCGGAUAUAGCGCGAUUACCAGCUGAUUACAUAAUAAAAUCUGCUCGUACGAUUUCAAUGAUGAAGAUAGCCCGAGAAAAGCUUGCAGCUACUUGGCUAGUGGUACGUCGAGGCAAACCUACCCGCUUAAUCACGUAUGAUACCUUAGAACGGUACCGACCAUUGUUUAAAUACGUUACUGGGAGAGAAAUGGCUAGACUUAAUUUAAGCGAUGAAAGGAUUCUGACUUAUAUUGGCACCCACGCUGAUCUGGACAGACAUCAGGUAGGCGUGGUAGCUAGUAAGUACAUUAAAAUAAACAAGUAUUGGUCGGAGCCAAGAUAUUUAAACCUCAUGAAUAACUUACUGUGUGGAGUCCCGAUGACCUUCAUGAGAAAAAUCCCUGAGAACACAUACUUACAACUAUCGCAUCAGGUCUUUUAUCAUAUUCGAGCAUGUGAUCCUUUACAACGUCGAUUUUAUUAUGCAAUGAUGAGCAAGACGCAGGCGUUCGGCAAAUCAUACAGUUGGAAUGCAAGAGAUGUUUCGCGAUUAGGCCUACUUUUAGCGGAAGUGGACGGUUCAGAUUUAAGUGCUAUUAACCCUGAAGCUAUGGCAGGGAUUACUGCUCAAGUGAUGAUGGCAAUGUCACCGCUAAGCUUGCAAUAUUUAUCGGAAUUGCAAUUGCAAUAUAUUGGACCAAAGCCUCUAAACAUACUCGCCCGAAAAGUAAAGGCUUAUUACGACCAACUACAUUCCAACGACAAAGGAAUCCAAAAGAUACCCGAUAUAUUGCUCUACGUUAUUAUAUUUUUGAGUAAAAUAUACCAAGAAUAUAAUUAA
Messenger RNA from Vanessa tameamea, 1215 nucleotides. RefSeq lists its product as uncharacterized. The transcript is spliced from 9 exons. The record is from RefSeq and is a predicted model, not a curated record. NCBI's taxonomy places the organism in Eukaryota, Metazoa, Arthropoda, Insecta, Lepidoptera, Nymphalidae. The coding region runs from base 1 to 1215 and encodes 404 amino acids.